Messenger RNA from Oreochromis aureus, 2602 nucleotides. RefSeq names its product sideroflexin 1 (gene sfxn1). NCBI's taxonomy places the organism in Eukaryota, Metazoa, Chordata, Actinopteri, Cichliformes, Cichlidae. The coding region runs from base 1634 to 2602 and encodes 322 amino acids. The transcript is spliced from 11 exons. Gene Ontology annotation, cellular component: mitochondrial inner membrane. Gene Ontology annotation, molecular function: monoatomic ion transmembrane transporter activity. Gene Ontology annotation, biological process: monoatomic ion transport; serine import into mitochondrion. The record is from RefSeq and is a predicted model, not a curated record.
CCUUGGGAAGCCCACUGCUGGUGUGUGGAUGUGGCAGGCUGAUACUAGUUGAAUCUGGGGCGCACAGCUGGACAAUUAACGGGCUGGACAGAUGUAGUGGCUAAUUUGGCAUUUUUAAAACGGUCGCACCUUGAUUUUCAUUGUUUUGGGGGGAAGAGUUUGGCGCUUUUUUUUUUCUUCUUCAGAUCACAGAAACACCUCCAGUUACAGUCCAGAUUUAACUGGUCUACGUCGGGUUGGACAACAAACCGUAUCCAUUCAGGGGGCAUGUUUACCCUGCGACCACGCACACAGAGCGGCGUUUUCUAGUGUAGCACAUACCAGGCUGACAAGGAUACAGGGGUUAAAAUAUGUGGGAUAAAUAACAUAAUUGAUUGUAAGGAGUUGUUGUGAAUUGCAGGUUAAUGUGUAGCCACGCAGGCCGCCGUUGAUUGGCUGAGAGUGAGGGCAGAAGCAGCUGUGCGUUUAUGGAUCAAAGGCCGUGUUGGUACAAACUUCACUCCUUUCACAGCGCAUUUAUUACUGAUUUGACAUCAUAUUAUUCACCCUAACUCGGGGGUUUGAGGCCAGGAAGUGCCCUUUAACCUAUUUCCAGUAGCAAUUUAGUGUCUUAUUGGGCCACUGAAGGCUUUUUGACAUCUCGUGAGAACCCCCGUUGAAUUUAAUUCAAUUUAAAGCGACAGCAUGCUUUCUGUACUGCACAGAUUUCUUAUUUAGUGCCGAUCCAGCAGCCAUGUUUCAGUUCGAGUUCAUUGCUGCUGCAUGCCUUCUCACAGUAGUUCAUCUGAGGCAAAGAACAAAUCCAGAUCAAGCUGGGUUGGAACAGCAUGCUGCAUGCACAUCCACAAAAAACAUCCACUGGUGUUUUUCCAUUGCAAGCCAGUUCUGUCUGCUUUCAGACUAAUUAAUAUAAUAAAGUUUUAAGUAAGUACCCAGUUAUGGCAAAUAAAGCCACAGACUUUACUCAGUUUGUAACCUUUUGGUUAAAAAUGCCACUUUCCCAGCUGUCCUAUACAUGCAGGGUGCUUUUCAGUCUGGGAGUUGGUGUGUGUGUGCCCAGUUGCAAUUUGGUGUUUCGCAGUCCUCCUGUUAGGUCAGCCCUCACUUAGCCACAUUAUGCUGAAUUAGCAGCGUGGCAAAAGAAGCAUUGUGCUCCGUCAGUCCUCCCUGGCUGACUUUUGUCUGCAAGACAAAUGAAGCCCGAAGGGGAGCUAACUCCUCUGCUGAGUGCUGGAGCAGGGCCCUGGAUUCCUGGAAUAGUUUCAGCCAGUUUCCUGAAAACGUUGUAAAUGUGAAAAGGAGCUUUACUUCAGUGUUAUUAUUUCAUAAUUACUUCACAAGAAGGUUCCUGGAAAUGCUUUAACCUGUUCGUCCUGCCUUUCCAUAUGAGGCAUUAACUCAGACUUUAGACUGCUCUGAACGCUAGUAAAUUUUUUUUGUGUAUGAUGUCAUCCCCAUGCACCUGCUGUUCAGACCUUCUGUUUGCCAGGGGAAGCCAAUCAGAAGUUGGGUUAAAGGGAGUGAAUACAUUUAGAAGGUGGUAUUAAGUGGGUUGUGUACCAAUCAGAAUCUUGGUGAAUCAAUUUCCAGCUUCUCCGGUCCACAUGUUGACACAUCCUUGGAAAAGAUAAAAAUGGCAGCCGAGCUAUCCACUUCCAUAAACAUCAAGGAGCCCCGCUGGGACCAGAGCACAUUUGUGGGUCGGGCUAAACAUUUCUUCACCGUCACAGAUCCCAGGAACAUCCUCCUGACAAACGAACAACUAGCACACGCACACAAAAUCAUCACUGAUUACAGGGAAGGUAUAGUCUCUCCAGGGCUGACGGAGGAUGAACUGUGGAGAGCCAAGUAUGUUUUUGACUCAGCUUUCCAUCCCGACACUGGAGAGAAGAUGAUCCUGAUAGGCCGCAUGUCGGCACAGGUUCCAAUGAACAUGACGAUCACUGGAUGCAUGAUGACAUUUUACAAGACAACUCCUGCUGUGCUGUUCUGGCAGUGGAUCAAUCAGUCUUUCAACGCAAUAGUGAAUUACACCAACAGGAGUGGUGACGCUCCCAUAACAGUCGGUCAGCUUGGCACAGCUUAUGUGUCUGCCACCACGGGGGCAGUUGCCACCGCUCUAGGACUAAAUGCACUAACAAAGCACGUUUCACCUCUGAUCGGACGGUUUGUUCCAUUUGCUGCUGUAGCUGCUGCUAACUGUAUCAACAUCCCGCUGAUGCGACAAAGAGAACUUCAGCAUGGUAUACCUAUAACGGAUGAAAAUGACAACAGGUUAGGAGAGUCAUCAAAGGCUGCGCAGCAGGCGAUCUCUCAGGUUGUGGUUUCCAGGAUUCUCAUGGCUUCUCCAGGAAUGGCUAUUCCCCCAUUUUUAAUGAACCAUUUGGAAAAGAAGGCCUUUCUGAGGAGGUUCCCAUGGAUGAGUGCACCUAUUCAAGUCGGCCUGGUGGGAUUCUGCCUUGUGUUUGCCACACCACUCUGCUGUGCUUUAUUCCCUCAGAAAAGCUCUAUGUCAGUCAGCCGCUUGGAGCCAGAGCUGCAGGAGAAAAUCCGUGCCAGCCACCCAGGAGUGGAGAGGGUUUACUUCAACAAAGGGCUAUGA